GGCGCUGAGGGGAGAGGCGCAGUCAGCGCCGCCCGGGGACCCGUUAGAGCGGAAGCGCAGCCGCCGCCUCUAUAGUCGCGGGGUUCCCGGCAAGUGAAGCGGGAACCAUGUCGAAGCGGCUCCGGAGUAGCGACGUGUGCGCCGACUGCAGCGGCCCGGAUCCUUCCUGGGCAUCAGUAAAUAGGGGAACUUUUAUAUGUGAUGAGUGUUGCAGUGUUCAUCGGAGUCUAGGGCGCCAUAUCUCCCAAGUAAGGCAUCUUAAACACACACCAUGGCCUCCAACACUGCUUCAGAUGGUUGAGACUUUGUAUAACAAUGGUGCUAAUUCUAUAUGGGAGCAUUCUUUGCUGGACCCCGCGUCUAUUAUGAGUGGAAGACGGAAAGCUAAUCCACAGGAUAAAGUGCACCCCAAUAAAGCAGAAUUCAUCAGAGCCAAAUAUCAGAUGUUAGCAUUUGUCCACCGAUUGCCCUGCCGUGACGAUGACAGUGUGACUGCCAAAGAUCUUAGUAAGCAACUCCAUUCAAGUGUGAGAACAGGGAACCUUGAGACCUGUCUGAGACUGCUAUCUCUAGGAGCCCAAGCCAACUUCUUUCAUCCUGAAAAAGGCAGCACUCCACUCCAUGUCGCCUCCAAAGCAGGACAGAUUUUACAGGCUGAAUUAUUGGCAGUAUAUGGAGCUGACCCAGGCACACAAGAUUCUAGUGGGAAGACUCCUGUUGAUUAUGCAAGGCAAGGAGGGCACCAUGAGCUGGCUGAGCGCCUCGUGGAAAUACAGUACGAGCUGACUGACAGACUGGCCUUCUACCUCUGCGGCAGGAAACCAGAUCACAAAAAUGGGCAGCACUUUAUAAUCCCUCAAAUGGCAGACAGACGGCUCAGCCUGGAUGUGUCUGAGUUGGCAAAAGCUGCCAAGAAGAAGCUUCAGUCUCUAAGUAAUCAUUUGUUUGAAGAACUUGCCAUGGAUGUGUACGAUGAAGUUGACAGGCGAGAGACUGAUGCAGUUUGGCUUGCCACGCAAAACCACAGCACCCUGGUAACCGAGACAACAGUCGUCCCCUUUCUUCCGGUCAAUCCUGAGUACUCCUCAACACGAAACCAGGGCAGACAGAAAUUAGCUCGGUUUAAUGCCCAUGAAUUUGCUACGCUGGUCAUCGACAUUCUCAGUGACGCCAAGAGGAGACAGCAGAGCAGUCCUCUGUCCAGGUCAAAAGAUAAUGUGGAACUCAUAUUGAGAACUGUUAGUAACCAGCACAGCACUGAGAGCCAGGACAACGACCAGCCAGACUAUGACAGUGUGGCAUCGGACGAAGACACAGACAUGGAAACCAGAGCAAGCAAGGCAAACCGGCAGAAGAGCCUAGAUUCAGAUUUAUCAGAUGGACCAGUCACUGUGCAGGAGUUUAUGGAGGUCAAAAGCGCCCUAGUGGCUUCUGAGGCCAAGAUACAGCAGCUAAUGAAGGUGAAUAACAACUUGAGUGACGAGCUGAGAAUUAUGCAGAAAAAGCUUCAAACACUCCAGAGUGAGAAUUCAAGCCUCAGGAAGCAGGCCACAACCAAUGCCUGUCAGGUGCAGACUGGCCCUGACUACCCAGACACUUCCAGCCACUCGUCCUUAAAGCGCCGGCCGUCUGCCCGGGGCAGUAGGCCCAUGUCCAUGUAUGAGACUGGAUCAGGUCAGAAACCAUACCUCCCAAUGGGGGAAGCAAACCGCCCUGAGGAGAACAGGACAAGGCUUCAACCCUUUCCUGCUCACAUUGGGAGGAGUGCACUUGUGACCUCCUCUUCGUCUCUGCCUUCCUUCCCCUCUACACUUUCCUGGUCCAGGGACGAAAGCGCCCGAAGGACAUCCAGACUGGAGAAGCAGAACAGCACACCGGAGAGUGACUAUGACAACACUCCCUUUGACACUGAGCCAGAAGACACAGUGUCAAACCGAAAGGGACGGCAAAGGAGUAUGGUGUGGCAGGGGGAUGGCUCAUUGCCAGACAUAGCAGAACCCCACUUGGUCCCCAGCCCCACACUCCCCAGCACAGAAGAUGUCAUCCGGAAGACUGAACAGAUCACCAAAAACAUCCAGGAGCUCCUGAGAGCAGCGCAGGAGAACAAACACGACAGCUACAUUCCCUGCUCAGAGAGAAUACAUGUUGCUGUUACCGAGAUGGCAGCCUUGUUCCCCAAAAAACCCAAGUCUGACACGGUGAGGACUUCCCUCCGGUUACUGACGUCCAGUGCCUACCGGCUUCAAUCGGAGUGCAGAAAGGCCCUCCCAGGAGAAUCAAGCUUGCCCACGGAUGUGCAGUUGGUCACACAGCAGGUCAUCCAGUGUGCCUAUGACAUCGCCAAGGCAGCCAAACAGCUGGUCACAAUCACCACCAAAGAGAACAACAGCUGAACUGCAGGGCACUGUCCUACUUUCUAGCUCCUGAGAGUCCGGCUUCGCUUAGAUAUGAACUCUUAAGAUUUUUACAAAACCAUUUAAUGAUGAUUUGAAACUUUUUAAAAAAAUCUCAGUAUUAUUUUUGCAUGUUUUCUAACAGAUUUUUUACUGUAAUUUAACCAUUGCCUUAUGUGUGCUUGUAUGCAGCUUAGCUCCUGUCCUGUUGUGUUGUCACCAAGUGCUUAGGUCAUGAUCCAAUGUGUUUAAAUGCCAUUGUUCCGAGUUUGCGACAACUUCCCAGCCCCUAAAACUCUCUACCCAUGACGAAAACUAUAAUUGAUAUUUUUAGUAAACAUUUUCUUAAGAGAGUUGGAUUUAAAAAAAAAAACAAAAAAAA
This is a messenger RNA of Microtus ochrogaster (prairie vole), 2775 nucleotides long. RefSeq names its product GIT ArfGAP 2 (gene Git2). Gene Ontology annotation, biological process: regulation of G protein-coupled receptor signaling pathway; brain development; regulation of ARF protein signal transduction. The transcript has 21 exons. Bases 108 to 2393 code for a protein of 761 amino acids. Gene Ontology annotation, molecular function: small GTPase binding; GTPase activator activity. The record is from RefSeq and is a predicted model, not a curated record. Gene Ontology annotation, cellular component: synapse. Lineage: Eukaryota; Metazoa; Chordata; Mammalia; Rodentia; Cricetidae.